AUGGGCCGUUCUGUCUCUGCAAAUCCUAAAAUCACAAUCAUAGGGUCGGGAACCUUUGGGAACUACGCUGCAAAUAUCCUCGUUAAGUCAUAUCCACAUUAUCAUAUUACUUUAAUCGCUGUCAAUGACUACGCUUACAAUUUGAUGGCAACUCAUAGACUCAUAACCGGAGGAUUCAAACCAAAAGACAUAACAAGGCCUCUCUCUGAAAUCAUUUCAAGUAAAGUUAACAUAGUUCUUGUCAAGGAGGUAGUCGAAUUCAAUGAGAAAAACACCAGACUCAUAACUUCUAAUGAUGCCGAGGAAACUAUUGACCAUGAUAUACUUAUCCUUGCAACAGGCUCUAAAUGGGCCAACCCCAUUGCUGCUCAAAAUUUCGGCAGUUCCGUUGAUUCAAUGACUGAAUAUUUACAUAAUGAAAUUGAGAAAUUCAAAGAUGCCAAAAAGAUUUUAAUUGCUGGCCUAGGAUUUGUAGGCGUGGAGUUGGCUGGUGAAUUGGGUUACGCAUUCAAGGCACAAUUGGCUAGCGGUGAAAAAGAAAUUGUAUGUGUUCAUUCUUUUGAAAAUGUGAUUGACAAUAGAUACUCAGAAAGUAUCAGGAAUAGUAUUAAACAAUAUUUGAAAAAUAUGAACAUUAAGAUGGUCUUCAAAGAAAAGGCAGUAUAUGAUCCAGAAACCAAUCCAAGACAGGUGAAAUUGACACAUUCCACUAUUGAAGAUAUUGACCUUUUUUACAGUUGCACAGGUCCAAUAGCUAAUCUUCCCCUGAAUACCUUAACUGGCUUAGAAGUUGAUAAGAAAGGUUAUAUCAAAGUAAAAAAAACUCUUCAAACUUUGAAAUACCCAAAUAUUUUUGCGUUUGGUGACAUUAACAAUGUGCCAGGCAAAAGAUUUGUUUACAGAGAAGAGCAUGGUGAGGUUUUAAGAAAGAAUGUUGAGUUGGUUGUUGUUGGUGCUUCUCACGGAUUCAAAGAGUAUGUUACCAAACCAAGACCAGUAGGAGUUUCUAUUGGUCCGGAGUUAGGGGUUGGCCAGGCACCAUUGGGUAAGUUAGGUACGGUUAAAGUUCCUGAAUUUUUGAUAGUGAAAAAGAAGAGCAAGCAUUUGUUUACCGAUAAACUUGAUGAGGUUUUGGGUAAGGUAUGA
Saccharomycopsis crataegensis is the source of this 1146-nucleotide messenger RNA. RefSeq lists its product as uncharacterized. The transcript has a single exon. Gene Ontology annotation, molecular function: flavin adenine dinucleotide binding; electron-transferring-flavoprotein dehydrogenase activity. Bases 1 to 1146 code for a protein of 381 amino acids. Gene Ontology annotation, cellular component: cytoplasm. Lineage: Eukaryota; Fungi; Ascomycota; Saccharomycetes; Ascoideales; Saccharomycopsidaceae. The record is from RefSeq and is a predicted model, not a curated record.